AUGCGAAUGGUAGAAGCUAGUAGAACAGGGGAAGCCCUAAUGAUCAGGGAGCGACUGCUCCAGUCCAAGGCUGAACCACUGGCCUUGUUUUAUACGAAAGCCCUUGGUUACACCAUUGUUGUUUGGGGUUUCCUAGUACAGAGGCGCAGGCCUCCAACAGCCCCUCUCCAAGCCCUGUUCUGCCCUGAAGAAGGCUUCCAGAUUCUGGAGGACAAAGGGGUCAGUUCCCCCAUGUGCCUCAAGUUGCCAUUUCAGGGUUCCGGGGUCUCAAUCCUCUCCAUGACUUUAUGUGGUAGAGCUUGUGAUCCCCGUUUACAGCCCAGGGCUGAGGAGUCAGGGGAUCAGAGCAAGUCCAAGGAGCCCAAUUCUUCUGGGAAAAAGAACUUUGGGGAGAAGCCAGGCAGCCUCCAAAACCUCUCCAUCUCCCUGAAUCCAAACCAGGUCUGCAAACUCGGCCUGGAACAGGACAGAGGCAGACAGCAGGGCCUUCCACCUCCACCCAGCGCAGCCCCAAGGCGCCUUCUCGCAGGGUGUGUGAGGAGCGAGCAGGGUGGGCUGGGGGCAGGCACCGCGGGGAGGGGUCAGAGGCGUGGUGGGAGAGGUGAGGUCAGGGGAGGGGACGAGUCGGGGCGUAACCCGGAGGCGGGCAAGGGUCUCCGAGGAGAAGGAGUUGGGAAAGUGGUCUGGGGAGAUGCGGCGCAGAAGUCAGCGCAGGGCGGCCGCGGGGCAGCUGGGGGCCUGGUGGAGGGCGGGGGCGGCGAGGAAGCGAGAUCCGCGGGGUUGGUACCGUCAGCCGCCGUCCAAGCCCCCACCUCGGGCCGCCGUCCGAGCCCCCUUCCAGCCCCCGGGGCGCCCAAAUCUCCAGUCCCUGCUCCACCCCCGGGGCUUCGGUUCCCACCGCCUGCGGUCGCGGAGUUUCGCUCAAGUCCCGGCUGCUCCUGCCCGGACCGGCUCCCGCAGCGCGCAGGGCCCCCUGCCUCCCCGCCUUCCCCCGGGGAACGCGGGUCUCACCUGGGGGCGGGGGGUGCCACUGUGUCCCUCUCAGAGACAGUGCAGAAAUGGCGAGAAUACCGACACCAGUGCCAACGCUUCCUGACUGAGGCUCCACCCCCAGCCACAGGCCUGUUUUGCAAUCGGACCUUCGAUGAGUAUGCCUGCUGGCCAGACGGGCUGCCGGGCUCCUUCGUGAAUGUCAGCUGCCCCUGGUACCUGCCCUGGGCCAGCAGUGUGCUGCAGGGCCACGUGUACCGGUUCUGCACAGCCGAGGGCCUGUGGCUGCGCCAGGACAACUCCAGCCUGCCCUGGAGGAACCUGUCUGAGUGCGAGGAGUCCAAGCGAGGGGAGAGAAGCUCCCCAGAGGAGCAGCUCCUGUCCUUUUCCAUCAUCUACACGGUGGGCUACACACUCUCCUUCUCCGCUCUGGUCAUCGCCUCGGCCAUCCUCCUGAGCUUCAGACACCUGCACUGCACCCGGAAUUACAUCCACCUGAACCUGUUUGCGUCCUUCAUCCUCCGAGCGCUGUCCGUCUUCAUCAGGGACGCGGUACUCAAGUGGAUGUACAGCACAGCCCCCCAGCAGCACCAAUGGGAUGGGCUCCUCUCCUACCAGGAUUCUCUGGGCUGCCGCCUGGUGUUCCUGCUCAUGCAGUACUGCGUGGCGGCCAAUUACUACUGGCUCCUGGUGGAGGGCGUGUACCUGUACACGCUGCUGGCCUUCUCAGUCUUCUCCGAGCAGCGCAUCUUCAGGCUCUAUCUGAGCAUAGGCUGGGGUGUCCCCCUGCUGUUUGUUAUCCCUUGGGGCAUUGUCAAGUACCUCUAUGAGGAUGAAGGCUGCUGGACCAGGAACUCAAACAUGAAUUACUGGCUCAUUAUCCGGCUGCCCAUUCUCUUUGCCAUUGGGGUGAACUUCCUCAUCUUUGUCCGGGUCAUCUGCAUUGUGGUGUCCAAACUGAAAGCCAAUCUCAUGUGCAAGACGGACAUCAAGUGCAGACUUGCCAAGUCCACACUGACACUCAUCCCCCUGCUGGGAACCCAUGAGGUCGUCUUUGCCUUUGUGAUGGAUGAACAUGCACGGGGGACGCUGCGCUUCAUCAAGCUGUUCACAGAGCUCUCCUUCACCUCCUUCCAGGGGCUGAUGGUGGCCAUCUUGUACUGCUUUGUCAACAAUGAGGUCCAGAUGGAGUUUCGGAGGAGCUGGGAGCGCUGGCGGCUCAAGCACUUGCACAUCCAGAGGGACAGCAGCAUGAAGCCCCUCAAGUGUCCCACCAGUAGCCUGACCAGCGGGGGCACGGUGGGCAGCAGUGUGUAUGCAGCCUCCUGCCAGGCCUCCUGCAGCUAA
Messenger RNA from Puma concolor (puma), 2337 nucleotides. NCBI's taxonomy places the organism in Eukaryota, Metazoa, Chordata, Mammalia, Carnivora, Felidae. The record is from RefSeq and is a predicted model, not a curated record.